CCACCUGCUGCCGCAACUCAGGACGCUGCAGCCCAGAAUGAAUCCGCCAAUGUCGACCAGAUGGUGCUUGACUUCCUGCGCCAACGAGGACAUGCUGAUGCGGAACGUGCUCUUCGAGAAGCAUUGGGACUACCUAGUCCCCCUACCGACAGUGAUGCCAACGCUUCCCCUGAACCAGCUCAACCGACGGUGUCAGAUGCAGAGCUGCGAAAACAUCUCGUUCCGUUUUGGCAGAAGAACGACAAACCUGGUGAGAAUGCCCUCGCUGACGCCAAGGUGACGAUGCAGAGCCUCAAGAGCGGUGGGGUGACAACACCGAGUGUCUCUCAACUAUUGGAAACGAUCAAGCCUGGUGGAGCAGAUGAAAUCCUUUCACUCGAUCCAACAGACAAACAUGAGGGAUUCAGAGAUUUGGAGACGUGGGUGGAUGGUUCUCUGGACAUGUAUCGUCCUGAAUUCAGACCUAUUCUAUUCCCCAUUUUCUGUCAAUUCUAUCUAGACUUAAUUCAGCUCGGGUUUCGCGAUGCUAGUCUGGAGUUCUUCAAGAAGUUCUCUCCAUCUCUGGCUCCUUGGCAUAGCAAAACAUUGCACCGACUUUCCACCCUUCUACUUCCAUCGCAUGUACAACAAGAUGAAUUGGCCCAAAGGUUUCGCAACGAAAAAUAUGUAUUGCGCAUGAGUCGAUCUGGCUUCAACCUACUGGUUGGCUGGUUGACAGAAGGAGUUGGUGGAGAAGGUACUGGUGUAGGUGAAGGAUUUACUGGUGAAAGGGGGAAGCGUGGUCGCGCAGCAAUAAUGAGAGUCGUAAACAAUCACCUGCAGUUCGACGUUACCUCAUCCAGUACGACAGUAGUUCCUUCAUAUGCUUGGGAAGAGUCUACGGGAUUGCUGUCCUCGGUAGUUCCUCAAUCAGCGGGGGCAACCGAUAAACGAGCCUUAGUAGACGCAGCUGCCUACAAUGCAUCAAAGGGCGAUGUGAAGCUUGGUCCCCCUCCUAUUGACGAGGGUCUCCAGAGCGAAGUAGAGCGUUUUUAUCGAGAGCAAGUGUUGGCUGGUUCGGAACGUGAAUUGACAGCUCAAGACCUUCGUCCUUCGACUUCCUCUGAUCUCAUUUCUCCGCAACCAUCUGAUAUGCCACCUUUACCACCAAGUUUCAAGACUAUGGAUGUAAAGCGGGAAGUAGAGCGUAUCCGCGACGCCCGAAAAAAGAUAAAGCUCGAGCCAUCUGCAUUAACCCUUGAAAAGGAUAGCAGUAGUCCUCAAGCUGCUGCAGCACGAGCAAGGGCUCUGCCCAGCAUUUGUUGCUAUACUAUGACUGAUGUUGGAGAUGGCGUUCCAUGCUCAACAUUUUCCCAAGAUUCCUCCCUAAUGGCCGUUGGAUUUGCGGAAAGCUACAUUCGUCUUUGGAACUUAAAGCAAGAGAAGCUGAGAGGCAUGCGCACUUCGCACUUGAGAAAGACCCGUGAAAGGGAAGCAGGGACGACACGCAAGCUAAUAGGACAUAGUGGCCCUGUGUAUUCUCUCUCAUUUGAUCCACUCAGUGGCUCCGCAGCGCCUCCGCAAUACUUACUAUCUUCGUCGGCUGACUGCACGGUCCGAUUAUGGUCUAUGGAGGACAUGAGCAACGUAGUUGCGUAUCGCGGUCACCAAAGUCCUGUGUGGGAUGUACAGUGGAGCCCCUUGGGUGUCUACUUCGCGACGGGGAGUCGAGAUAAAACUGCGAGGCUCUGGUCAUCGGACCGAAUAUCUGCAUUGCGAAUUUAUGCAGGACACUUAAGUGAUGUUGAUUGCGUGAAAUUUCAUCCAAACUCGCUGUAUCUUGCAACGGGUUCAAGCGACUGGACUUGCCGGCUGUGGGACGUUCAAAAGGGUACAGCUAUGCGUGUCUUUAUUGGACACCAGGGACCAAUAACUUCGCUUGCAAUGAGCCCAGAUGGCCGCUAUCUGGCGAGUGCAGGGGAGGACUUGGCCAUCAACCUUUGGGACCUGGGUUCUGGCCGUCGAGUGAAGAAAAUGACAGGACACACAGCAUCUGUGUAUUCCAUGGCAUUCAGCAGUGAAUCCUCACUCCUUGUCUCUGGUGGUGCAGAUUGGACUGUGCGCUGCUGGGACGUGAAGGGAUCUGGAGGUUCCACGAGCCGAACGGGUCCUCGAGAAAAUGGUAUCGUCAAUGGUGUGGACGGUGCUUUAAGCAGGAAAGACCAUGCUGAGGAGGAUGGGAUGGAAACGUCUGACCUACUCGCCACGUUCCCGACAAAACGGACUCCGAUUAUUAAUGUACAAUUUACACCGCGUAACUUAUGCCUUGUAUCAGGACCUUCCUUGCCAUGAUAGUGUUAUCAUUCGUCACACGUUCCUGUAUAUCCCUUUCUAAAUGUAUUUACUCGCC
Molecule: messenger RNA, 2389 nt
Organism: Fomitiporia mediterranea MF3/22
Lineage: Eukaryota; Fungi; Basidiomycota; Agaricomycetes; Hymenochaetales; Hymenochaetaceae
Product: TFIID and SAGA subunit
Exons: 8
Coding region: 61-2331 (756 amino acids)
Biological process (GO): transcription initiation at RNA polymerase II promoter
Cellular component (GO): transcription factor TFIID complex
Molecular function (GO): RNA polymerase II general transcription initiation factor activity; protein binding
Source: RefSeq, a predicted model, not a curated record